Molecule: messenger RNA, 1856 nt
Organism: Musa acuminata subsp. malaccensis (wild Malaysian banana)
Lineage: Eukaryota; Viridiplantae; Streptophyta; Magnoliopsida; Zingiberales; Musaceae
Product: AP2-like ethylene-responsive transcription factor AIL5
Biological process (GO): regulation of DNA-templated transcription
Molecular function (GO): DNA binding; DNA-binding transcription factor activity
Source: RefSeq, a predicted model, not a curated record
CCUUUCUUUACAUUUCAAUCCCAUCAUAAAUCAGUAGGAUAACAGCAGUCCUCGUUCCUCGUGUUCUCACUCUGAGCCUCAUCAUCUUCCUCUUCCUCCCCCUCCUCGGUGUCAGUCUCCAGCUUUUGGUACCCUUCUUUCGUUCUUCAAAGCAACCAUCUUCUCAGUCUUCCGAUAACAACGCUUGUAUUUGAAGCCAUGGACAUGGAUGCUACACACAACUGGCUCGCCUUCUCCCUCUCUCAGCAGCCCUGUUUCCUCGAAGCCUUCUCUUCGGUCGCCGCUCCUCCUCACCACCAUGGUGGAAUCGAGGGGGCGGAAGAGGAAACCAGCGCGGCGACGGAGCUGGUGGCGCUGGCGAGCAUGGGGCCGAAGCUGGAGGACUUCCUCGGGGGCCCGAUGGGGCGUUACUCCAGCGCUGAAGACGCUGCCUCCCCCGCCGAAGGCGUUUACGACUCCGACCUGAAGACCAUCGCGGCCGGGUUCCUGCGCGGCCUCCCGGUGGAGCAGCAGGAGCCCCACUCGGCGAAGGAGGCUGCGCCGAAGGUGGAGUCGAGGAAGACCACGGCGGACACCUUCGGCCAGCGGACCUCCAUCUACCGCGGCGUCACCAGGCACCGGUGGACUGGGAGGUACGAGGCGCACCUGUGGGACAACAGCUGCCGCCGGGAAGGGCAGAGCCGCAAGGGCCGACAAGUCUACUUAGGUGGGUACGACAAGGAGGAGAAGGCGGCAAGGGCGUACGAUCUCGCAGCUCUCAAAUACUGGGGUCCGACGACCACCACCAAUUUCCCCAUCUCCAACUACGAGAAGGAACUGGAGGGGAUGAAGAACAUGACUCGCCAAGAGUUCGUCGCCUCCCUCAGAAGGAAGAGCAGUGGGUUCUCCAGGGGCGCCUCCAUCUACAGAGGGGUCACCAGACACCAUCAGCAUGGCCGAUGGCAAGCGAGGAUUGGAAGAGUGGCGGGCAACAAGGACCUUUACCUUGGAACCUUCAGUACACAGGAAGAAGCGGCGGAGGCGUACGACAUCGCGGCGAUCAAGUUCAGGGGCCUCAAUGCGGUGACCAACUUCGACAUGAGCCGCUACGACAUCAACAGCAUCGUUAACAAUGAUCUCCCCAUAGGUGGACUCUCCGGAAGGCCGUCGAAGGCCUCGGAGUCGUCGCCGUCAUCUUCUUCGGAUUGCAUGAGCGUCGAUAUGAAGCAUCAGCUGCACCAUCAGGACCCUUCGGCCUCUUUCGGGCUUGCCACCAUCCCCAUGAAGCAGGACCAUGACUACUGGUCCCUUCUUGCUCUCCACCAUCAACCCUCAGGCUUUGGUCUGUUCUCCUCCGGCGAUACUAUGGACUUCGCUACUGCUACUUCCAGCAAGGGGAUGUUAGAGCACCAGCAGGAACAAUCUCAGAGCAGUAGCUACUCUCCCGUUCCUUGUGCCACCUAUGUUGCGUGCGGAGGUGGUCAUAGUUACGACGGUUCCAACAUCAUGGGGGGUUGGGCUGCACCACCUUCGUCCUACCAACAGCCGGCUUCCAAGCCACAUGUGGCGGCCUUUCAGUCUGCCAUCUUUGGGAUGGAAUGAUGCGAAUGGGGAGGAAGCGAGACGACAAACUCACAGCAGCUGCUUAUGCGAUAGACAGUCAAAGUUAGGGAGACCUAUGAAGCUGAUAUCAACUGACACACUUACACAAAGGAGGGAAUGGGAGGACUGACAGAAGACUAACAAGAGAUUCAAAGUUUUGCUCGUGGUCAUGCUCAAACCUUCUUUUGCUUUCUUCUUCUUCUUUUACUGACAUGAUUCCGCACUGCCAUCAUCAUCUUCUUCUUCAGUCUCGACGGAAACAAGUACCUUUUGUA